This is a messenger RNA of Talaromyces marneffei, 1266 nucleotides long. RefSeq lists its product as uncharacterized. Gene Ontology annotation, cellular component: transcription factor TFIID complex; nucleus. The coding region runs from base 1 to 1266 and encodes 421 amino acids. Gene Ontology annotation, molecular function: protein heterodimerization activity; transcription coactivator activity. The transcript has 2 exons. The record is from RefSeq and is a predicted model, not a curated record. Gene Ontology annotation, biological process: RNA polymerase II preinitiation complex assembly; transcription initiation at RNA polymerase II promoter. NCBI's taxonomy places the organism in Eukaryota, Fungi, Ascomycota, Eurotiomycetes, Eurotiales, Trichocomaceae.
AUGUCCUCGCCGCCACCCAGUACUCCCAACCCACUCAUCCCGCGCAAGCGGCCUUCAAUCUCGUCCACAGCAUCCGGCCAAGCCAAACGGCCGCGCAUGCAUCCCCUCCGUCAGACAUCCUUCCCAACGGGCAUAGGCUUUGAAUUUGACAAUACACGUAGUCGAGCCCCCAGCGAUGCAGGCAGCGUCACGGGCAGUUUCACAGGAAGUCUGGGUGGAGCAAGCAGUGUAUUCGACGGACCGAAGAAGAGAGGUCGUAAGAAGAAAGCCGAUAAAGAGCGGGAGGAUGCUUCCACUAGAGGUGGUGCGGAUGGUCGGAGUACGAGGGUUGGUUCGGCGGAUAUUGAUGGGGCUUCUGUAAGGGGAGGAGCAGGAACGGCGGGAGGUAAUGAAGAAGCUGGAGAGGAGGAAGAGGAACAAGAUAUGGAAGGUGAUAUGCUUGGUGGUACAGAGGGAUUCUUGGAUCUUGCUACGGAGAAGAAGAAUCUUGCUGUUCUGACUGGCUCGUUCACACCUCUCCAAGCCGAUCGAUAUGAAAAAUGGAACCGAACGCGAUUACGAAAAGAGACACUACGUCGAAUUGUCAAUCACGCCCUCUCACAAUCAGUUCCACAGAGCGUUGUGACCGUGGUAAAUGGAUUUACAAAGGUUUUCAUUGGCGAAAUCAUCGAGAAAGCUAGGACCGUGCAGGAUGAAUGGGCAAAGGCAUACGAUCUCGCUGCUCUAGUGGCUUGGGAACGCGAACAAGCUGAACUCGAGGCGGUGGCUGCUGCAAAGGCACGGGCCGAGGCAGAAGCCAAGACCAAAGCAGAAGCAGAAGCAAAGGUAAGAGAGGAAGCUCGAACCAACGGCGACUCCGAAACACAAUCAUCGGCUCCAGCAGAGGUCAAAGAAGGCGAUAAAACAGUCAACGGAUUGAAGCAUGAAUCCCAGUCUCCGCCUGGGCCGAACAAUAUUACGGCGUCGCUUUCGGCAACUGGAUAUCCUGCAAAUAGCCUAACACCUCAUGCAUCGACUCCGAAUACAGGCCAACCAAUGCAUAGAAUCAAAGCAGAAACGACUCCUGGAAUUCGAACCUUCAUACCCCCAGUGAACCCUCAUCGUGGUCAGCUACUUCCAGAUCACAUCCGUGAAGCUCUACGACGCUACAAACGCGACGGCGAGGGCGGAGGAACUGGUAUGUCUGGACUGAGCCAGCCCAUGAUGGGAGUGAGAGGAGCUUUUACAUGGCAAGCCGGGCCAGGAGGGAGAAGACUGUUUCGAUGA